GAAAGCCGCGCUAAUGCCGGCUGCGACUUCUGCAGCGAAUGAAUGCCGCGGCGCGACAGUUUAGAGUUCCGCGUCCACAAUAGACUGUAUAGAAGUCGUCGGACAACGUAAACUUCGUAAACUUAGUGAAUUCUCUGGAGAAGAGUGUCUCGUCUCCGCGCCGGCCUCUUUUUACACAUACACCUAUAACUGGGCCGAUUUUAUUAUGCGUAAAUACGAACUCCAAAAUAAAUCAUAACCUCUACAGGUAAUGAGUUGACCGAGUUUCAAUAUAUGACGAACGUUUCAUUGUUGUGAAAAGGCUGUUGUUUAAUUGUGACCUUUGAGAUAACGAGAGAAAUCCAUCGAAUUAAGUCAGCAUCAUGUCGAAUAUGCUCUAUGGAGGAGACGAAAUCGGUGCCCUUGUUUUUGACUUGGGCCACCAUUCGUUACGUGUUGGAUAUGCUCAAGAGGACACUCCAAAAGCAGAGAUUCCAGCAGUUGUGGGUAUAGGGGAAGAUGCGAAUUGUAACGCAGCAAGGAUAGAGCCGAUGGAUAUAGAUGAUAAGAAACCGGACAACAACAUAACGCAGACUACUCCAAAAUACUAUAUUGAUACGACAAUUUUGCAUGUACCGCGUAAAGGAAUGGAAGUAGCUAGUUACAUGAAGGAUGGAAUGAUAGAAGAUUGGGAUCACUUUGAAAAGGUUUUGGAUUACACAUACUCAAAAGUCAUUCAGUCCGAUGCCGAAUAUCAUCCAGUAUUAUUUUCUGAGUCUCCUUGGAACGUUAGAACUAAGAGGGAAAAGCUGACAGAGUUGAUGUUUGAAAAGUAUAAUGUUCCAGCGUACUUUCUUGUGAAAAAUGCUGUACUUGCAGCCUUCGCAAAUGGUAGGGCAACUGGUAUUGUAGUUGACAGUGGAGCAACGCACACAUCAGCCAUACCUGUUCAAGAUGGAUUUGUUCUGACACAAGCUAUCGUGAAAUCUCCACUUGGUGGAGAUUACAUCUCCAUGCAGUGUCGACAAUUAUUGCAAGAAAAUGACAUCGAUCUUUCCCCAGCAUACAUGAUUGGAAGUAAAGAAGUAGUGAAAGAUCACGAUAAACCUAGAUGGGUGAAAAAGAAAAAUCUUCCAGAGGUCACAAAAUCAUGGCACAACUACAUGGUGAAAAAGCUUGUGCAGGACUUCCAAGCAACUUGUUUACAAGUCUCUGAAAGUCCUUAUGAUGAGAAGGGAGUUUCAACUAUACCAGCAGUUCCUUAUGAAUUUCCUACUGGUUAUAGACAAGAUUUUGGAUGUGAAAGAUUUAGAAUACCAGAAGCUUUAUUCGACCCUAGUAUGGUGCAGAUGCGCGGCGGUAUGGUUGGAAAUACAAUGCUUGGUGUUGGCCACAUAGUCACAACAAGUGUGGGCAUGUGUGAUGUGGAUGUGAGACCUGCUCUUUAUGGCAGUGUAGUCGUGACUGGUGGCAAUUCUUUUAUCCAGGGAUUCCCCGAACGUCUAAACAGAGAUCUAUCAAUGAGGAUACCAUCUAGUAUGAGGCUCAAGAUGAUAAGCGCCAAUGGAUGCGCAGAACGAAGAUUUGGAUCUUGGAUUGGUGGAUCUAUUUUAGCAUCGAUUGGAACGUUCCAACAAAUGUGGAUAUCAAGCCAAGAGUACGAAGAAAGUGGCAAGAGUCAAGUGGAAAGAAAGUGUCCAUGAAUACUGUAUGACUUAUAAACGCGAAUUAAAUUUAUCGAAACAAUAGCGGUUCGUUGUGCGCGAUUUCUUGUGGAUUAUGACUGAAAAACUUAUAUUAAGUGUGUGAUUAUAUUAUUAUCGUUUCGGUUUGAUUACACAAUACAAAAGUACAAAGGUUUUAUAACAAUUUCUUCAUUUUCACAAACUCAAAUUAUAUUUUGUAUCGUUAUCUAUAGUACAAAAGACUAUGGAUAUAAAAAAAAACUUAAAAUUUUAUUUUACGACUCAUUAAAAAGAUUAUACUGAAUUCA
This is a messenger RNA of Nasonia vitripennis (jewel wasp), 1972 nucleotides long. RefSeq names its product actin-like protein 6B. Gene Ontology annotation, cellular component: NuA4 histone acetyltransferase complex; SWI/SNF complex. Bases 363 to 1682 code for a protein of 439 amino acids. NCBI's taxonomy places the organism in Eukaryota, Metazoa, Arthropoda, Insecta, Hymenoptera, Pteromalidae. The transcript has 5 exons. Gene Ontology annotation, molecular function: chromatin binding. The record is from RefSeq and is a predicted model, not a curated record. Gene Ontology annotation, biological process: nervous system development; regulation of transcription by RNA polymerase II.